Molecule: messenger RNA, 996 nt
Organism: Gryllus bimaculatus (two-spotted cricket)
Lineage: Eukaryota; Metazoa; Arthropoda; Insecta; Orthoptera; Gryllidae
Source: the annotation of a GenBank genome assembly
AUGGAGGCACGAUUUCAAGCAAUGGAGGCGCGAUUGGCAAAACUGGAGCAACGGUUCGCCCAGGAGCAAAACCGCACAAGAAAACUGGAGAAAUCUAUCGGGCGAGCGUUGGACGAGGUGAUGCCCAAGGUGGAGCAGCUUCUGGCUAGGUACCACUCGCCUCCACCCUCGCGCGAAACGUCUUUUCGUCACGUUGCACCCGCUGGCGCGGCCGCCGCCACAAGUGAUGAUAGCAGCCCAAGAGACCACGUCGCCUUACCUUUUGCGGCGCCUCAACAGAAUGCCCAGCAGGACCUGCAUGCUGGCGUACGGAAAAGUAAGUCACGAGCCAAUGCUCCAGCCAGCACCAAACCGUGUGAGUGUGCUCUGGUUACUGAUGAAGAAGGACAGGCGACGGUUAGCUUCGCUCCUACCAGCGAAGGCGCUGCGCCUGCCUCCAGACCCUCGACACCGCCUCCGCCGGCAGCUUCCGGCGCGACCAACCCUCCGGCGUCGCUGCACGAGGCGGCGGAACGAGGAGAUGCGGCGGCGGUGCAGCGCUUUCUCGCCGACGGAGCUCCGGUCGACGCGCGGGACAAAGACGGCAACACCGCGCUGCACAUCGCCGCAAGCAGCGGGCGCACAGAGGUUGUCGACAUCCUCAUCGCAAACGGGGCUGCCGUGGACAGAUUUGGCUUCGGAUUACGAACUCCGCUUCACUGUGCAGCCGCCAAAGGACAUGAGACGAUCGUGGCGCGCCUGGUGACCGCCGGAGCUAAACUUGAUUCUCGAGACGCAGAUGGCACUACCGCUGCCGCCCUGGCUGCUCAGGGAGGUCACCCGGAGGUUGUGCUUUGGCUGUUGGACCGGGGCACGCCAGUGGAGGCAGCCGACAAGGAAGGGAGGACGCUUCUUAUAGUGAAGUAUGAUUUCAUAGAUGAUCAGUUAGAGAGUAUAGCUCAGACACAAUUACCCCUACCGAUUGAAAAUCUUGUUACUGAUUCUAUAAAACUCUAA